Messenger RNA from Seriola aureovittata, 2215 nucleotides. It is a transcript of the gene ddit3, whose product is annotated as DNA-damage-inducible transcript 3. The record is from RefSeq and is a predicted model, not a curated record. NCBI's taxonomy places the organism in Eukaryota, Metazoa, Chordata, Actinopteri, Carangiformes, Carangidae. Gene Ontology annotation, biological process: intrinsic apoptotic signaling pathway in response to endoplasmic reticulum stress; positive regulation of intrinsic apoptotic signaling pathway; ER overload response. The transcript is spliced from 4 exons. Gene Ontology annotation, molecular function: DNA-binding transcription activator activity, RNA polymerase II-specific; protein heterodimerization activity; transcription factor binding. Gene Ontology annotation, cellular component: CHOP-C/EBP complex; CHOP-ATF4 complex; CHOP-ATF3 complex. The coding region runs from base 273 to 1211 and encodes 312 amino acids.
CCGCUCCCUCAAUAUAAACACCGCCGGGAGUUUCCGAAAAAUCACAUUCAGACGUCAAGACUGAACAAUGGUUAACAUGAGCUAUCGCCAAUUUUUACUAAACUAUCCACAUUCGAGUUCAAGACAGUCGAGAAGGCGAGCGAAUAAAAGAAAAAGGAAUUGUUGGGACAAGCUAUCUCCAACAAAUUGGCAUACUUGAUUAACAGAGACUUUCUAAAGGUCCAGUGUGAACCGUGUGGCCGAGUAUCUGUGCGUUGCGACUGAUUGGCGAGAUGACUGCCGAGUGGCUACACCUGCCCCCGCCGUACCCCCCUGGCGUGGGGCCGUUGUGUGGUGCAGAGUUGGAGGCGUGGUAUGAGGACCUGCAGGAUAUUCUGGGCUCCGACACGGGAGGGGCAAAACUGGCACGUGCCCCCACAUGCACCGAGAAGGAGCCGGAGUUUCUGGAUGUUCUGGAGAGUUGUUCUCUGACAUGGCUGACGGACGGAAGCCAGACGUGGGGCGAAGGUGUCCAGAGGGCAACAGAGGAGAUCCACAACACCCAGCCUCUGCAUCACACCUCAUCAUCAUCCUCCUCCUCUUCCUCCUCCUGCAUGAGUCCAGCUGUUGCAGAAGAGCGGCGGGCGGAUGCUGAGAGUGGGAGAAGUGGAGAUAGUUCGGCAGGAGGUGGCAGUGAUCUGCUGCCUCCAGAGUUCUUUGAGUUGCUGAGUGAAGGAGGAGUUGGAAUGGUGGAUGCAAGCGGAGCCGUGAUCAGUGGUGGCUAUUAUUACCACCACCAUCAACACCACCAGGCUAAUAAUGUCCAUCCUGCAUCUCCUUCAGCCAGUGAGGAGGAACUGCCCUGUGUCCCCGAUUCUCCAUCCUGCUCCUCCUCUGCCUCCCAGUCGCCGUCUCAGAAUUGUUCCUCCCCCUCCUCACCUGUCUCUUCUCCCUCUGUCUACCCAUCCUCCCGCCUGGGAAAACGCAAGAGGACCACCAGCGAGAGGACCAAUGGUGCCUUGUCCUCUUUCGCCUCCUCCACACAGCGCACAUCCUCAUCUUACUCAUCUGCCAAAAAGAGUCGCAAAGAAAGAGAACAAGAGAACGAGAGGAAGGUACAGGAACUGACGGAGCAGAACGAGCGCUUGAAAGCGGAGAUUGAAAGGCUUGGAGAGGAGGUACAGAGGACACGUAGAGCCCUGAUAGAGAGACUAGUCAACACCAGGAAAUGAGGAUGAGGAAUAAAAGAUGACAGGUCCUACAGAAUUGGAAUAAGCAGUGGUGGGGAAAGGUGUAACAUGGUAGUCACAUGAAAUGCCUCUUAGACAGAAAAGGAUGGAAACCAAAGAUAUAAUUUUAUAAGAGAGGAUUUUUGAAAGAGAGAGCUGAAGAAUGCAAGAAGAAGGAAAGCAAUGAAAGUCAAAACAAGAAAAGGCACAGAGAGAAAGGGCUGCAACAGCAUUGCGGCAAAUAAAAAGACACAGCAUGUAUAAAGGAAAAGGAAGAACAGACAGCUCUAAGUGAAAAUCAUGCAGUGGUUCUGAUGAAUGUUUGUCAUUUUUAAGAAUGCCUAAUACUAAGUUUCAUCACAUAGAAUGGUAGAAAUAACAGUUAUGCGCAUUUGAUGAUUUGUAUGUAGGACAGAAAGGAACUUAAUUCAGAGAGUGCAUUUCAUCGUCAUACGUUCCCACCAUUUUGCAAUAAAUUGUAACUCCUACUUUAAGGGCUGCAAUCUGGCUAGCAGAGAUUAUUUGCCCCAAUUUGUGGAGAGUUUAGGAGCUCAGGAAAAGUUUGAAAGUGCCCAGUGCAGUGUGAGAAUGAGAGAAUGUUUUUUUUUGUUUUUGUUUUUUUGGGAGAGAAUUCAGACUCUUUCUUACUUUUUUAACCCAUGGCUUGUGUGUGUGUAUUUAGAUAAAGCAAGUAGAGCCCGGCUAUACUUUCUAAGCUGACCUUUUCUAUCAAUAUGGGAAUUUUGGUAGAAUUAUUAAGUUCUACCCUGAUUUACUAUUUUUAUACAACGCUGUAAUAUAUACAAUUGUACUGUAACGGCUUGUACUGUAAUAUGCCAACAUAGUCACUGUUAUUUUCUCAUUGUAGUCAAAUAAAUUGUUAAUCGUAGAAUAAUAUGCAUGGCUUUUUAUCACUGAUGGCAUCAAAUACAUGUAUUUUACCAUACCGUUUAUUUUAUCCUUCAUUGUAAUCCAAAAUUUGCAAUAAAAGAAAAAAAAUUGUGCAA